Messenger RNA from Hemiscyllium ocellatum (epaulette shark), 1741 nucleotides. RefSeq names its product gastrula zinc finger protein XlCGF7.1-like. The record is from RefSeq and is a predicted model, not a curated record. Gene Ontology annotation, cellular component: nucleus. Gene Ontology annotation, biological process: regulation of transcription by RNA polymerase II; central nervous system development. Lineage: Eukaryota; Metazoa; Chordata; Chondrichthyes; Orectolobiformes; Hemiscylliidae. Gene Ontology annotation, molecular function: DNA-binding transcription factor activity, RNA polymerase II-specific; RNA polymerase II cis-regulatory region sequence-specific DNA binding. Bases 548 to 1306 code for a protein of 252 amino acids. The transcript has 2 exons.
AUCCCAGUGUUGGCGAAUCAGACACCGACAAGGGCCUCCGGAGAAGUGGGCCGGGGCUCCUCACUCACUGAUAGGCGAGACAUUGACAAAGAACAGGAGCGAAUCAGACGGUGUAAAGGGCAUUAGAAGAGCAGGGUGUACAUUGGGAAUCUCAAGUCAGACAUCGAAUCAAGAUGUGGUAGAGUCACUUUUUCUGCAGGAGUUGAAUAUCUCCAACAUUUGAAUGUGGAAGGUGAAAUGUUUAUCUGUUCUGUCUGAGGGAAGAUGUACCAAACGGUAGUGUGGCUGGAAAAGCACCAAGACACACAACUGGAGUGUGUUUGCUAGUGAACUGACUGUAGAAAUAGCUUCAAUCAUUUACACAGAUUGAGUUUGUAAACAGUUGGAACAGUUACACCAUUGAACUGUUUGUGGAAAGAGCUUUAACCAAUUCUAUCAACUGAAAAGGAAAUUAUACUAUUGAAGUGUAGAGAGAUCUUACAUGGAUUGUGUGUGAACAAGACUUAAUCUGAUUGACGGUCUUUAAGAGAAGCAAGAACACCUCACCAUGGAAAAACCAUGGAAAUGUGGAGAUUGUGGGAAGAAAUUCAAAUACCCGUCCUGGCUGGAAGAUCAUCGACGCAGGCACACUGUUGAGACGUCGUUCCCCUGCUCAGUGUGUGGGAAGGGAUUCACUCGGUCAUCUACCCUGCAGAAACAUCAGCGAAUUCACACUGGAGAAAAGCCAUUCACCUGCACUCAGUGUGGAAAGAGUUUCAGGCAAUCGGACAACCUCAUUUCACACCAGCGAGUUCAUACUGGGGAGAGGCCUUUCUUGUGCUCAAACUGUGGGAAAACGUUUACUGGCUUAUCUCCCCUUAUUUCACACCAACGACUUCACACUGGAGAGAAGCCCUUCAUAUGCCCUGACUGUGGAAAGGGAUUUUCUCGGUCAGCCAACCUGUUGUCACAUCAGCGGGUUCACACUGAUGAAAAACCCUUCAUCUGCUCUCACUGUGGAAAGUGUUUCAGGCACUCAUCCAACCUCACUGCACACCAGCGAGUUCAUACCGGUGAGCGGCCAUUCGUUUGCUCCAAGUGUGAAAAAGCAUUCACUCAUUUGUCCAGCCUCAUUUCACACCAGCGGAUUCAUACUGGGGAGAAACCAUUCUCUUGCUCUGUGUGUGGGAAAGGAUUCACUCAGUCGGGCAACUUGGUUGUACACCAGGGAGUUCACACUGAGGAGAAACCAUUCACGUGCUCCAAGUGUGGAAAAGGAUUCACUCGAUCAGCCAGCCUCACCUUACACCAGCGAAUUCACAAAUGAUCACAUUUGCUUUCACUAUCAUCUAUCAGAUUCAGGGCUGAACAGUUUUGUUUUUGACAGUUGGGAUGAAGUUCUGCUUAUUUUAAUAAUCCCUAUGGCUGGGCUGGAGUGGAGUAUUCUGGACAGUGUUUCCAGGGCUGCAGGAUAUUUUGAGAACCAAUAUCACUCUUCUUUCCCCAUAAUUUAGGAAUUCUCAUCAGAACUUUAAUUUUGAACAAUUUCAUGAAUUUUUAAUUGAAUCUUAAUUUUUUUUUGUUGUGACCUCAAUAUUCCACUUACCAGUGUCUUGUACAACUGAGGCAUGAUCUUGUGGCUCUGAAACUCAACUCUCUACCAAUAAACGCCAACAAACCAUAUGCCUUCUUUACAACCUCAUCAACCUGGGUGGCAACUUUCAGUGAUUUAUGAACCUGGAUACCGAGAUAUCUCUGUUCA